GAUUUAUUGUUUUAGCAUUCACCAUCGUCAACCAAUAACUCGAAAAACAACACCUUUUUCUGCUCUUUCCGUUGCAGUUGUUUUGUUCAGCACGUAAUUCCUUUUUUUACAGCAUGAUUGUGAAUUUGGAGAGUUAGUAGCUCCAUUUCUUUCUCGUUCCAUUAAGUUAGAUAGGGUGCCCAUAUCCUCUCCAAAAGCUAUCAGAUACGGACGCUAUCUCUACUGUGACGAGGUAAUCCUCUCAUCUGCAACAACGUAUUGUACUCUGAUUCACGAGGUAAGUUGACCAAUAAAUUCGAGAUCAAGUUCGCGACGGCCCCUCAAGCCUCUAGGCACAUAUCAUCAUGGCGUCCACAGUCAACAACCCAAGCGCCCAAACCAUCGCAGGGCUCCUAUCCAAACUAGGCGACCCAGAUCCCGAUUUUCGUUUUAUGUCGUUGAAUGAUCUCCAUCAGAUCCUUACUAAACAGAAGGUUGAUUUCUUAACUCAUGACUACAAUACUUCAUCACGUAUCGUCGACAAUGUCGUAAAGAGCUUGGACGAUCAGAACGGGGAGGUUCAAAACCUAGCGGUCAAAUGUAUCGGCCCAUUGGUCACCAAAAUCCCCAUCACGGUUCUUAAUUCUGCGUUGGAUAAACUCAGUACGAUAGAGAUAACGAAUUCAGUCGAUAAUUCGAUACCCUCCCUUGCUCUACGAAGCGCCAUCUCGUCCCUCCAGAAGCCCGUGCGAGGAGUAACACCCUCCCGAGAAGUAAUCGAAACCUAUAAUAUAGUUAGCCGAAUUCUUAUUCCUCGCAUUCUAGGCUAUUCUACGCCCUCCGGUACCCCUAGGCAAGCCGGUAGCGAAUCCCGUGGAUUACUAGAUACGAACAGAAAGCCUACGGUGGAGUCGGUCGAUGUCCUCAUUGAAGUGGUUCGGUGCUUCGGUCCUCUAUUGCAGCCUCUAGAAAUCGAAAAACUGCAAGAUGUUGUAGUACAAGUAUUGGAGAAGGAAUCCACACCUUCUCCCGUGAAGAAACGAGCGGUCGUUGCGCUUGCGAUCCUUGCACCUUACCUUACGUCCGAGGUCUUCGAUGGAUUUAUCGCGAAGAUACAAAAAGCCUUAAAGCAACCUAAGCUCAGCCCCGUCAUGCGCCGUCUGUACAUUUCAAUCAUGGGGUCUCUUGCUCGGUCCAUUCCGUACAAAUUUGGCGAAUACUUACCUCAGCUCAUUGAAUUCGUCUUGUCGCCGCUAAGCCAGGAUGAACUACAGAGCCAGCUCGAUGCCCUUAGUGAAGGCAACGACCAACUUCAUCCUGAAUUCAACGAAGUACGAGAGGCAGCAUUGGUUGCACUCGAGUCAUUCUUAGCGUCGUGUGGUCUGCAAAUGCGAGAUUAUACCGAUGAAGUCAUUGCAGCAUGCCUUCGAUAUUCGAAAUUCGACCCUAACUAUGCAGUUGACGAAGAUGAAGAGAUGGAUGAGGACGACGAGGCCGAUGAUGGUGAUGAAGAUGAUGUAGACGAUGAAUUCGAUGACGAUGCUGGAUUUGACGAUGACGACGAUGCAAGUUGGAAGGUCCGCAGAUGUGCCAUAAAAGCUCUUUACACUUUGAUCUCUACGCGAAGCACCGAUCUCCUUGAGAAGGGAACACUAUAUAAUGACAUCGCCCCUCCGCUAGUCAAGCGAUUUGAUGAGCGAGAAGAAAGCGUUCGUCUUGAAAUAAUUGGAACCGUGUCACUUCUAAUUAGAAAGACCGGUGAAGGUGUGAUCCCGUCGAUCUCGGCCGACGAUGAGCUUCUCCAUUCUCUUGGAGCGAACCGAAAGCGACGGCGACAGAGUGGUGGAGGCAUUACGUACACCAACAAGGCCCCCUAUCUUGGAGCCACUGGUCUUACCUCUCCUACUCGCGAAUCCGUUCCGCCGACAGGACCACGAGCCGACCUUAAAAAGCUCACCCCUCAGAUUGUCAAGUCGGCAACGAAGCUACUCAAGGGAAAGCAGAUAGCUACAAAGCAGGCAAUAAUUAAUUUGCUAGAUGAUUUGAUUGCCGUCCAAAAUGGUGGCUUGGCCGAUUAUUUUGACCAGGUUAUGCAACCUAUUAUCGACGUUACAAAAGGAAUGACAGGUAGUACUGGUUCGACGUCGGCUGCAUUGUCGGGUGCCGCGUCGGCUACCGCUACUACACUGCGAGUAGCGGUUCUUCACUUCACAAGUGAUAUAGCCAAAACCCAUUCCUCAAACCUGUUCCAGCGUUACCUCGAAAGCAUCGUUGCGGGGGUAGUUUCUGCAGUCCGUGACAGAUUCUAUAAAAUUUCUAGCGAGGCCAUCAGGACAGCCGAAGAGCUAGUCAAGGCCAUUACGCCUCCUCGUGCAAGGCUCACAACUGAUAAGUACAAGCCGGAGUUGCACAAGCUAUAUGAAAUCAUAGUAGAUCGUGCUUCUGCAAACGAUGCUGAUACUGAGGUACGCCAGAAGGCCAUCCAAGCACUUGGGACACUAAUCUCGAGAACUUCAUCCCCGGAUGGAAUCGCUCUUAUCCCUAGUGAUAAGCGACAGGCUGCUUUGAACUUGCUUCUGGAUCGUCUGCGGAACGAAACAACGAGGUUACAUGCCGUACGAGCAAUCGACAAUGUCGCGGCGCAUUCCUUGCCACCUAUUAACCUCGAGCCCGAUUGGAUUAAGCAGGUUGCAUUAGAGCUUUGUGGUCAACUUCGAAAAUCAAACCGCGCUCUCCGAGCUGCUAGUAUUCAAGCCCUGCAGCACCUGGUCCUCUCCCCGGCGGCCGGCGACAAGAUUCAAUUGGAUACGGCUAAUGAGAUCGUUACAGCUAUCCUACCUGUCAUUGCUACCAAUGAUAAUUAUCUUUUGAGUCCGGCCCUGCUAGUCGUUGCUCACCUUCAACGAGUGCACCGCCAAUUGAUUUCCUCAAGUACCUUUAUCAAGCCCCUUUGCGAACUUCUUAAGAAGAACAUCGUCGGCGUAGCACUGGAGUCCUUCGUCACUCUUGUGACCAGCGUUGGCGAGACGGGCUUAGGAAAUCCUUUGAUGCGUGGCGUUCUAGAUGUUGGCGUGGCAGGUGACCCAGCAGUCGUGGGAAGAGUUGCUGGCGCUUUGUUUGUUGCGAGCAAUGGCCAGGUAGAUGUCAGCGUCGAGGGCUUUAUUGAUGAGCUCAAUAAGUCGAGCAGCAAGACGCCCCCCGAUACUGCCAGACAAAGUCUCGCAUUGGCGAUACUGGGAGAGAUCGGCCUACGACUCGGAGCUAAGUCUGGCCUCCAACCGAGUAUCUUCUUACAGCAAUUCCACGAAGAACCUGACAAGGUUUCGGUAUCAGCUGCCGUUGCUCUUGGCCGUGCGGGUGCAGGUAAUGUGUCGGUAUUUCUACCCACCAUCCUAGAUGCAAUCAAGCAGCCUAGCGGGCAGCAGUAUCUACUUCUCCAAUCUAUCAGAGAGAUUCUCCACCAGGCUAUCGCAUCAUCUACCGACAUCAGCUCCUACGAGAGCGAAAUCUGGCGAUUGCUCUUCUCGGCAUCUCAACUUGAUGACAACAAGGCGAUAUGCGCAGAGUGCAUUGGAAGAUUGGCCAUUAUGGAGCCCAAGACUUAUAUCCCCAAACUCCAGGAACUUUUGGGAGACCCUUCGCCAGCCUUUAGAGGCGUGGCUGUACAGGCGCUUCGCUAUACAUUGCCAGAUAGUGAUGAAUCUUUUGAUUUGAUGAUGAAGACGGUAUUAUUUGAUAUGCUCUUGACCGUAUUAAAGGACCAAGACAUGGAGAUCCGCCGGCUAGGUAUGACAGCGCUGAAUUCGGCAGUGCACAACAAGCCGGACUUGGUUUUACCGCAUCUGGGUGAAUUAGUACCUUAUGUUAUACAAGAGUCUGUCAUCAAACCGGAACUCAUCCGCGAGGUUCAGAUGGGACCGUUCAAGCAUCAAGUGGACGAUGGGUUAGAGGUUCGAAAGAGCGCAUACGAGACUCUUUAUGCCCUUAUGGAGACGGCAUUUUCACGUGUCAGCUCUCUUGAAUUCUACGAUCGCAUCAUCGCCGGCCUGAACGAUGAAAACGAUAUUCGAUCCCUCUGCAACCUCAUGCUGAGUAAAUUGAUCGUUAUCGAUCCCGAGGAGACGACGCGACGCCUGGACACAAUAGCGGAGUGCUACAGGAAGACGCUGUCGACAAAACUCAGGGAUGGCGCGGUAAAACAAGAAGUAGAGAAGCAAGACGAGGCGAUCAAGAGCGUGCUACGUGUGACCCUGCUCCUGGUGGAAAAGACCAAGACUACUCUACCCGGUACGGGUGUCGGGCCAGGUGGCGCGACAGCACAAAUUCAAGGGGCCCAGUCAGUGCAAAACCCGGUGUGGCAACAGUAUUGGGAAUGGGUCAAUAAGGACUUUGAGAAAUAUCUCAAGGAGCUGAGAGAAGAGAACAAGGAGGUAGUUACGCAUGGGGACGUUUAGGAGGAUUUUAAGAAGAUAAGUAAAGUAGCUAUCGUAUUUGCGACGCCUGAACCGCGACACCCGCGACAUCCGCGAUUUAUUAGGUGGCUACGGUCAUAACCUAGGUACUGGCUGAACGACUUGCAUUGAGAAAGGCCUAACGAAUUGCUCGAGCAUGUGGUUGUAAUUCAUGACGGGAUGCUAUUCUGCGAUAGUAAAUAGCAGUUGUUCUUAAAUAAAAAGGCGAUGAUUUAUAA
Daldinia caldariorum is the source of this 4669-nucleotide messenger RNA. RefSeq names its product TIP120-domain-containing protein. Gene Ontology annotation, cellular component: nucleus. The transcript has 6 exons. Lineage: Eukaryota; Fungi; Ascomycota; Sordariomycetes; Xylariales; Hypoxylaceae. The coding region runs from base 345 to 4433 and encodes 1362 amino acids. Gene Ontology annotation, biological process: SCF complex assembly; protein ubiquitination. The record is from RefSeq and is a predicted model, not a curated record.